This is a messenger RNA of Suricata suricatta (meerkat), 1256 nucleotides long. It is a transcript of the gene GRPR, whose product is annotated as gastrin releasing peptide receptor. The record is from RefSeq and is a predicted model, not a curated record. NCBI's taxonomy places the organism in Eukaryota, Metazoa, Chordata, Mammalia, Carnivora, Herpestidae. The coding region runs from base 1 to 1155 and encodes 384 amino acids. Gene Ontology annotation, cellular component: membrane. Gene Ontology annotation, molecular function: G protein-coupled peptide receptor activity. Gene Ontology annotation, biological process: G protein-coupled receptor signaling pathway. The transcript has 3 exons.
AUGGCUCUAAAUGAUUGUUUGCUUUUGAACUUGGAAAUGGACCACUUCUUGCACUGCAACGUCUCCAGUCAAGGUGCAGAUGUCCCCAUGAGCGAUGACUGGUCCCACCCGGGGAUCCUGUAUGUCAUCCCUGCAAUCUAUGGGGUCAUCAUUCUGAUAGGCCUCGUCGGCAACAUCACCCUGAUCAAGAUCUUCUGUAGAGUGAAGGCCAUGCGAAGCGUGCCGAACCUGUUCAUCUCCAGUCUGGCGCUGGGAGACCUGCUCCUCCUGGUAACGUGCGCGCCCGUGGACGCCAGCAGGUACCUGUCUGACAGAUGGCUGUUCGGCAGGAUUGGCUGCAAACUGAUCCCUUUUAUACAGCUCACCUCGGUGGGGGUGUCUGUCUUCACCCUCACGGCACUCUCGGCCGACAGGUACAAAGCCAUCGUCCGGCCAAUGGAUAUCCAGGCCUCUCAUGCCCUGAUGAAGAUCUGCCUCAAAGCUGCAUUGAUCUGGGUUGUCUCCAUGCUUCUGGCCAUCCCGGAGGCUGUGUUUUCUGAUCUACAUCCCUUUCAUGAGGAAAGCACCAACCAGACCUUCAUUAGCUGUGCCCCAUACCCACAUUCUAAUGAGCUGCACCCCAAAAUUCACUCCAUGGCUUCCUUCUUGGUCUUCUACAUCAUCCCACUGUCGAUCAUCUCUGUCUACUACUACUUCAUUGCUAAGAAUCUGAUCCAGAGUGCUUACAAUCUGCCUGUGGAAGGGAACAUACAAGUCAAGAAGCAGAUCGAAUCCCGGAAGCGCCUCGCCAAGACAGUGCUGGUGUUCGUGGGCCUCUUUGCCUUCUGCUGGCUCCCCAACCACAUCAUCUACCUGUACCGCUCCUACCACUACUCGGAGGUGGACACCUCCGUGCUCCACUUCGUCACCAGCAUCUGUGCCCGCCUCCUGGCCUUCACCAACUCCUGUGUGAACCCUUUUGCUCUCUACCUGCUAAGCAAGAGUUUCAGGAAACAAUUCAACAGUCAGCUCCUCUGUUGCCGGCCAGGCCUGAUGACCCGCUCUCACAGCACCGGCCGAAGUACAACCUGCAUGACCUCCUUCAAGAGUACCAACCCUUCUGUGGCCACCUUCAGCCUCAUCAAUGGAAACAUCUGUCAUGAAGGGUAUGUCUAGGUUUGCCCUUGACCCUGUCCCCCUAGGAGUCUCUGGUUGCGCUUUAUGGCUAGUAAAGAGCCCCACGCCUGCUGUUGUCUCUGUACCCUCCAAAGACCCUU